AUGGAUUUGAUGACUGCAUUGGAGUUGACUCUUAGGAAGUCACGUGCGCACGGUGGUGUGACUAGAGGUCUCCAUGAAAGUGCUAAGCUUAUUGAGAAGCGUGUUGCUCAGCUAUGUGUUUUGGCUGAUGACUGUAACCAACCUGAUUAUGUCAAGCUUGUUAAAGCUCUAUGUGCUGAUCAUAACAUCAAUUUGCUUACCGUUCCAAGUGCCAAGACCCUUGGUGAAUGGGCUGGUCUCUGCAAGAUCGAUUCGGAAGGCAAUGCUAGGAAAGUGGUUGGAUGCUCUUGUGUUGUAAUUAAGGAUUACGGAGAGGAGACAACUGCUCUCAACAUCGUUAAGAAGCAUCUCGAAUCUCACUAA
Messenger RNA from Arabis nemorensis, 363 nucleotides. The record is from the annotation of a GenBank genome assembly. Lineage: Eukaryota; Viridiplantae; Streptophyta; Magnoliopsida; Brassicales; Brassicaceae.